CUCAGAGGGUGUCAGUGCAGUACGUGAUUUUUUACUUCGUACAUUCCCGCAGAAAUUGCCAGGGGUAUGCUUCUAGGACAAUGCAUGUAAGCUGGUGGAUCAUAUAUACCAUGGAGGUAACGACUUCACACCCUUCAUGAAGACCGUGAUUCCCGUCGACCCCUUUCAUUUCCGCUCGCACAAGGAGAGUGAUGAAUUCUGUCAGCAUUAUACGGACCCAAAGCUCUUCCCAGAACUUCGAGAUGCCAAUGGAUGGUAUUUCAACUCCUCAGCCGGUGAGUGCACCAAUGUGUGGUACAGCGGUUUCGCAUCACUUGCAAGGAAUAUGCACCCAAUCCGUUUCAAUUUCAUGAUGGAAGAUAUGAUCAAGCGGCGAAAUGAUUGGCUCAUUCGGAGGCUAUUGAAGAGGGAGAACAUCACAUUCUUAGGAGACUUGCGACAAUGAAAUAUUUAAACUCUCCUUUCUCCCUUUUCCCUCCGUCAAUAUGCUCAAAAUGGUGUGUUGUGUUUACUUUUGGUUGUCCCUCCCACAAAAAACUUUUGGAUCUUAGUGUUCAUAUACGCAGCACAUCUUAUCAUAAAUAAUGAUAAAUAUACAUCAUGCCCUUUGUACCU
Melampsora larici-populina 98AG31 is the source of this 615-nucleotide messenger RNA. RefSeq lists its product as uncharacterized. The coding region runs from base 137 to 445 and encodes 102 amino acids. Lineage: Eukaryota; Fungi; Basidiomycota; Pucciniomycetes; Pucciniales; Melampsoraceae. The record is from RefSeq and is a predicted model, not a curated record. The transcript has 2 exons.